Molecule: messenger RNA, 1168 nt
Organism: Culex quinquefasciatus (southern house mosquito)
Lineage: Eukaryota; Metazoa; Arthropoda; Insecta; Diptera; Culicidae
Exons: 2
Coding region: 122-925 (267 amino acids)
Biological process (GO): positive regulation of transcription by RNA polymerase II
Molecular function (GO): transcription factor binding
Source: RefSeq, a predicted model, not a curated record
UCACAAAACAAAGUGUGCGGUCGCCGAAACGAUUGUUGUGUGGUUUUUGCUCGGAAACUUUCAAAAUUUAAUUAAAAUUUCUAAACUUUAAAUCGAUUAAGUGCUCGUUUCCCGUGCCACAAUGGAUUCUUCAACGGACACAAGUUUCGAAGAAGUCGUCGAAGAAAGCAUGAUGGAACUGAUCCAACGGGCGGAAGCUUUCCUUUCGGCUCACGGGUCAACAUCCGGAAGCGGCAGUUCCGGAUCCGCUAACAUCAGCAGCAGCAGCCACAACCACAGCACUGCCAGCGACUCGUCGCUUAGCUCGAUUUUUUCGUCCAACGACGAUUCUUUCGACGGCAACGGAUUGAACAUUUUCGGAAACAGCUCUAUCAGUACGGACAGUUCCUUCAACUCGUUGAAUUUGUCGUCCAACUUGGACCAGUCCGGUGUCAGUUCUGUUUCGUCCAUUCAACGCACCAUUUCCGAGGACUGUGUCUUAGUGCCGGGGCCUGCGGUUCCGGUCGUCGAUCUGUGUUCGCCGCGUGUUCAGCGAAACCUUAUCCGCCGGAUUGCCAACUCGGCCCCAAUUUUGGACUCGAUUACGCUGGACGAUACGGUCAUCGAACCGCCGCCACCGGAAGCACCACAGCUGGCUGCUCCUGUGGUUAAUGAAUACCGGGAUGGACCACCGGCGGUUAAGCGGUCCAAAGAGGGCCCGGGAGAAGUAUUGAAUCUGUCGCAAGGGGCAGUGGGCGAACCGGUCAUUGCCAUCUCCUGUCCGAUUUGUUUCGAUUCCAUUCUGAAGAAGCCAGCCGCGUCCACCAUUUGUGGACACUUGUUUUGUAAUGAUUGCAUCAGCCAAGAGAUCAAAGUCCGGAAGCAGUGCCCGUUGUGCAAGCGAAAGCUGGCCCGAAACAACAUCCAUCCAGUUUUCUUUAACUAAAGUGAUGCAAGCGGAUCGAACGCCGGGAAGGGCUGGCCCUUGUCUGCCCGCUAGCCGCAACCAGCAAGUUUUAUUCAUCUUUUGACUAAUGUGAAUUGAAGUUCGGAAAUUUGACGAAAAUCUUGGCUUUCUUCGAAAAGACCCCCCAGCAGGAUUAAUUUAUCAUCACUUAUUGUUUAAACAUUCGUCUAACAAGUCAUUUCUAUCUUUUUCAAAUAUAAAUAAAUACGUUAUUAUAACACA